Molecule: messenger RNA, 534 nt
Organism: Didymosphaeria variabile
Lineage: Eukaryota; Fungi; Ascomycota; Dothideomycetes; Pleosporales; Didymosphaeriaceae
Exons: 3
Coding region: 1-534 (177 amino acids)
Source: RefSeq, a predicted model, not a curated record
AUGAAGCUCUCUACUGCUCUCUAUCUUUUGGGGAUCACCAGCAUUGCCGCUGGUAACCCUCUACCCCAAGAUGAGGAGGACCCGGAGCCUUCGUUCUCUUUCACGCGAGGACCACGCCCUACCGCGAGCAUGUCGCGUCCCAUGCCAACCGCCAGCUUCUCUCGCCCACCCAUGCCGACCAUCUCGAAGCCUUCGCUUCCUCCUGUUCCGACCGUGAGCUUCUCGCGCCCACCCGUUCCAUCCAUGUCCAAGCCUUCUCUUCCUCCGUUCCCAACCGUCUCGCACCCGGCGCCGCCCAGCUCGAAGCCUGCUGGUCCCACAGCACCGAGCUCCAGGCCCCCCAAGCCUAGCCACAGCACUCUCUCUCGUUCAGUGAAACCUACCUUCUCCAUGCCCACUGGCGUUCCUACCGUCAAGCCAACCAAGACCGCCAAGCCUACUCGUACCUGGAGCAUGCCCCCGAAACCCACUCAGACCGAUGAUGAUGGUGACGAUGACGGUGACGACGAUGGUGAUGACGACUUGGCCUCCUAA